UCCCCUCAUCUGCGCGCUCUGUGUCUCGCUUCGGACAAACUGCGGCGGAGCGCUGCAGCACCAAAAGUUUACCAAAUCAGUGUAGUGGUACCCGGCUCCGUGUCGGAGUGCUUCUGUGUUGGUUUUCCUGGGACUCCGAGUUUGGUGUUUGCUUUAUUUUUUACUGAUCUUUUUGCAGUUUAGCCAUGGAGACUCUUGGAGGUCUCCUCGCGCUGCUGUGCGUCGUUCUGGCAGGAGCGCAAACGCUGAACAUAAGAGCGAAGUUGGAGGAUUGUCCGGUUGACCUUUUCUUCGUGCUGGAUACAUCUGAGAGCGUCGCCCUCAGACAGAAGCCUCCCAACUAUUACAUCGACCAGAUCAAAAAAUUCACCAAUGACUUCAUAGAUGAGCUCAGAGAAAUGAGUCAUCAAUGCGGCCGCACCCUGAGGUGGAACUCGGGAGCUCUGCACUACAGUGACGAAGUCAAAGUCAUCCGCGGGCUGAGUGACCUGACCACACAGCGCGAGGCCCUGAAGGCCGACAUCCUUGGCAUCGACUACAUCGGCAAGGGCACAUAUACCGACUGUGCCAUCAGGAUGGGGGUCGGUCAGGUGAUGAUUAGCGGCUCGCACUACCACGAGAACAAGUACAUCGUGGUCGUGACUGACGGUCAUCCUCUCACUGGUUACAAAGAGCCAUGUGGCGGCGUGCAGGAGGCUGUUAACGAAGCCAGGCAACAUGGUGUCAAAGUCUUCUCUGUUGCCAUCACACCCGACCAGGAGGAAACCAGGCUGUCACUCAUUGCCACAAACCCAAAAUACAGACAGAACUUUACGGCUGCAGACGACACCAGAACCUCCAAGAUACAAACCAUUCGAACCAUCAUUAAUAUAAUCACCAACGAGACUAAGGAUACGUGUUGCUCUUACGACUGCACUGCUCCAGAUGGGUCUCCAGGAAAAAAGGGAGAUAUCGGCUCUAAGGGAGAAGCGGGUAGACCAGGGAUGCCAGGAGAGAAAGGAGAUGAUGGCUUCCCGGGAACUAUUGGAGAUCCUGGUCCUGCUGGUUACGGUGGGAUGAAGGGAGACCGCGGUGGCAAAGGAGGAAAGGGUGACAGAGGACACAAAGGCUUUAAGGGAGAUAAAGGUCAAAGGGGAAAUGAUGGCGUUGAUGGCUCCAAGGGUGAAGAUGGUUUCGCUGGUCUUCCUGGUUGUAAAGGAUCCCCCGGAUCGAACGGGAAGCAGGGAGAUCCUGGACCAAAGGGAGACGCUGGUCCGUAUGGACGGAAAGGAGGAAAAGGAGAUCCUGGAAAGGAUGGCGGACCAGGAAGGCCUGGGAGCAAUGGCCAGCCGGGACCUGAGGGGGAUAACGGCCGAGCUGGAAACAAAGGGGACAAAGGAGAGCGCGGUGAUGAUGGCCCACCUGGAGUCAACGGAAAUGACGGCGAAGCCGGAGAAAAUGGAGAGAAGGGCGAUCCGGGUUCUUCGGGAAACAGAGGUCCAAGAGGAGACCCGGGGGAUCCAGGGCCCCGUGGAGAGCAGGGGAGGGAGGGCUUAAAUGGCCCCAACGGUGAACCUGGCCAGGCUGGCAAGCCCGGACCUCCUGGCUACAGAGGAGAUGAAGGCCCACCCGGACCAGAAGGACCCAAAGGGCGGAGAGGAAUCAAAGGAUCUCCAGGAGACAGAGGCCAGAUGGGGGAGAGGGGAGAAGAUGGUCUGGCAGGUAAUGGAACGGCCGGUUGUCCUGGUUUCCAGGGUUAUCCUGGGUCCCGCGGACCACCUGGUGAGCCGGGUAGCCCGGGAACUCCUGGACCCAAAGGAGAUGACGGAGAUCCCGGAGAUCCAGGCCGCGAUAACAACCAACCAGGACCUCCAGGACCUGACGGACCAAAAGGUCACAGAGGACCAGAUGGCGAUCCAGGACCUCCUGGGCCUCCCGGACCACCAGGAACUGAUGAAUGUGAAGUCCUGGAUAUCAUCAUGAAGCUCUGCUCCUGUUGUGAGUGCAGGUGUGCGGCUAUGGACCUGACGUUCAUUGUGGACAGCUCAGAGAGUAUCGGUUCUGCAAACUUUGCUCUCGCCAAAGAAUUCAUCAUCACGGUCAUAGACAGACUGACCAAAGACCAGCAGCUGAAGUUUGCAACUAAUGAAUCCGGAUUGAGUGUAGUCCAGUACAGUGGAUCGCAAGCCCAAGAGGCCGUCAAAAUCACAGCCGCUGGCCUCAUUGAUUUCAAAGAGAGAGUGAGGAAAUUGAAUUGGCUGGCUGAGGCCACAUACACAGGCGAGGCCCUUGAAUACUCUCUGGCCGAAACAAUCAACCAAAUGAACCAUCCAAACAAAGUGGUUAUUGUUCUAACGGACGGACGUUCUGAUAUACUCAGGGACAGAGUUCCCCUCAACGUGCUCUGUGGUAAAGGUCUCCGGGUGGGGGGGGUAGGAGUGAAGGACUACGCAGGCACUGAACCUAACCGAGAGCAAAUUGGGGAAUUGAUCUGUGAGAACGACCCCAAACCAGGCUUUUACCUUGUCCGGGACAACUUUGCCGAGCUGCUAGACGACGUUUUCCUGCAGAACCUCACAGCCCAAAUCUGUCUCGAUAAGAAAUGCCCAGACUACAAAUGUCCCAUUUCUUUCUCUCAAAAUUCUGAGAUCAUGGUGAUGAUGGACAGCUCGGCAAGUGUUGGGAAGAACAACUUUGAGAUCACCAAGACCUUUGUCAGUCGCUUGGCCGAGCGCUUCCUGACUGCCGAGAAGGCGGGCGGGGUCACGGUCAAAAUGGGUGUGGGCCAAUACAGCUCAAGCGCCCGCAUGGAACAGGCGCUAACUGACAAAUUGGAGCUGCUGCACUCUCAAACCGAGAAAGCGGCCUUCCAAAACGACGGCACGGACGUGUUGGAGGCCAUGGAUUUUGCCACGAAGGCUUUUAGCGGGUUGAUCGACCGCGGGGACCGCGACGCCAGGCGCAGGAAGACGCUGGUUCUGUUCUCCGACGGCAGGUCUCAGGGCCUCACCAUGAGCUCGCUGGUGACCCGCGUUCGUCAGGUGGCGAACGGCGGCGUGGAUGUCUUUGUCGUCGCCGUUGGCAGCCAAGUCAAUGAGGCCAACCUGCUCGCGCUGGUGAGCAGGGGACGGCCGGACGACACCAUCUACGCCCAGCGCCACCUGUUCCGUGUCCCAGACUACAACUCCCUGCUCCGCGGGGUCUUCCACAAAAUAGUCUCCCGCCGGGUGUCCCUCCCCUGAAUGCAGAGUCCUGAACAACACAACCAACGCGCUUUAGAUUCUUAAUCCCAUGACGAAUAUUCAUUCUCACUCAUUUACCAAACACCAUGUUCACAUAUGCAAAGAAAGUUCGAGUCAUUUUCACAAAAUGACAAACGAUUUUGUGACCAUCAAAAGGAAAAUGUUUUACCUGUUUUACCUUUUUCCCUUAAUUGAGCUUCCAAGGCUGGUUAUAUCAGGCUGUGUACAAUCCCCACCUUCUCAGCUAAGAUCUUUGGGCUAUAACCCAAACGAUGGUGCUAUACCAAACAAUUUUGCUGCUGGUUGUAACAGUACACAACUGGAAGGUCAAUUUCAGGGUUAAAAAUGUAACAUGUCGAAAGGGGAGGCUUCAUCUGUGUUGAUGGUUUAAUCUGGACUCCCUUUUGUAGCUCUCACCACUUUUUCAAUUGGUGUCAGAUUUUUAGUAUUUUACAACGUAGGCAAAACCACUGUGAACGAAAAAAGGCGCAUGAUUGGCUCUUCCACAUUAUUUUAAGUUUGCAAAAGUCAGUUGGAAAAGCCAAAACUUUAUCCAACCUUUGACCAUCACCUCAAAGCUUCGUUAGAUCACCAAACUGACUGGGAAAACCAGAAAUGACAUCAUUCACAUUUCCAAACAAUCCAAUCCACACUCGACACCACAGCUGAACUCAACAUGUGUCAUUCCAGCCGAGUGUGUGUAUCUGUGUGUGUGUGUGUGUGUGUGAGCAGCUGUAGGUGUACAUCAAUUAAAUGCAUAGCAGUGUGUGGAAGAGGUUCUUUUUUGUGUAGCCUUGGGUAGUUGCUAUAAAUUGUGCCGGGGUCACUUGUUCAAAUUACAGAAUGGCGUAAACCUAUUCCUUCUUUGUGUAGAGCAGAGCAGUCACACACACACACACACACACACACACACACACACACACACUUAGGUGCCCCAUCACUGAAGUGGGAAAAAAUCUGCAUUGGUUGAAGGCUAAAAAAAAGCCAUCUACAGGAUUCAGGCUGUGAGGCCAUCACAUGCACACAAGCAAAACAGUUUGUGCCUUUUAUGAUCCCCACAACUGUCUCACACUUUUAGCUCCGUUGCCAUCCGUGACCUUGAGUGUAAUGUUGUUUAUUAACUGUGGUGUUUGUCUUAGUGUAUCGGCCUCUACCUAUGUUGUUAAAGAAGAAAGUUUACCUGAGGACACAAAAACUCAGCAGUAUUGUGAAAGCGCCUACAAUAAAGGUUGCUACACAUAUGUGCGUGUCGGCU
Molecule: messenger RNA, 4476 nt
Organism: Pungitius pungitius (ninespine stickleback)
Lineage: Eukaryota; Metazoa; Chordata; Actinopteri; Perciformes; Gasterosteidae
Gene: col6a1
Product: collagen, type VI, alpha 1
Exons: 35
Coding region: 186-3221 (1011 amino acids)
Source: RefSeq, a predicted model, not a curated record